Molecule: messenger RNA, 1476 nt
Organism: Amorphotheca resinae ATCC 22711
Lineage: Eukaryota; Fungi; Ascomycota; Leotiomycetes; Helotiales; Amorphothecaceae
Exons: 3
Coding region: 27-1358 (443 amino acids)
Biological process (GO): late endosome to vacuole transport via multivesicular body sorting pathway
Cellular component (GO): multivesicular body
Source: RefSeq, a predicted model, not a curated record
CUCCACUCUACAUUGCACCCGUCAAGAUGGCGGCCAAUAUUCCUGCGAAGCUCAAAGCAGCAGACCUUACCAAGUUCUGUGUCCGAGCUGCACAGCUCGAGACAGUGAAGCCAGUGGUCGCAUAUUGGUGUCAAUACUGGAUCGUGAAUCAGAUCCUCUCCAAAGGUCUCCAUAAUGGCGACAGCGAAACGCUCCAGUACACGACGGACUUGAUGGAUAAGCUUGAACAGAUCAAAGCUGACAACGCGACGAACGAUGCGAUAGUGGAUGAUACGGCUGGUCAAGCAUAUGUCGAGCAGUUUGCUCUGGAGACUUUCAAUAGAGCAGACAGGGCGAUCCAAGCCGACAAGGUCACAAAACAGACAGCAGAUACGUUCCAAGCCGCUGCGACGUUCCUUGAGCUUGUCAAUAUAUGGGGGCCGCCAGACGGAGAGACCCAAGCCAAGAUCAAAUAUGCCAAGUGGAACGCUAUACGGAUUGUCAAGGCAUUAAAAGAAGGCAAAGAUCCUAAUGAAUCGAAUCCGAAGCCUCAACAGCAAGAAGAAACAUCACCAGCAUUAGAUCCCAACGACAUAGACGCGCUGCAGGUGGGAGAAUCCGGUAAAUACAGGAAACCUUCCGUUCAAGAGGUUCCCGACGAACCAGACCAAGUUGAUACGAAGACCACACGGAAAUCCUCGAUUGAUCAAUCUCUAAACCCGUCUACCCAAGUGUCAGCUCAUGGAUCUUCGUCCACAAAGUACGAGCCCUACCCCCGGGAUGGAUUCCCCUAUACAGCUGUGCAUGACGACAAAGUCUCACCUCUCGAGCCCUCCAACCCUAACGGCAGAGAUGGUUCUAUAGGUGGAGGCUACUUCCCCCAGGUGCCAACCUUCACCUCUGAAGUCAGGGAUUCGGCACUCCCUACUGCGCCACCAGACGAUGCGGUUGAUCUCGGACUGCCAGAUCACCCUUCCACCAGCCAAGCCUUUGGUACCGGAGCAAACUUCGAAUCUUUUCCUCCUCCAGCCCUCGACGAUGGACUGCCUUCCGCUCCUGCCCCAGAUCCCCAAGACUAUUACCGUGCUCCUCCACAAGUCCAAGCCCCUCAUCCUAGCCUACCACAUGCCCCAAACCCACCAUCCGUCCCCCAGCCAUCGCGUGACCUACAGACGCAAAUACCACACCCAGCUCCUGCUCAUCCCCCGCCUAUGCACUCAAGCGUAAAUGGGAAGGAGCAGCUUAACACAGAUGAUGCGGCGAUUGCGAAGGCGCAGAAACAUGCUAGGUGGGCAAUUUCGGCUCUGAACUUUGAGGAUGCAGAGACAGCAGUCAGAGAGUUAAGGAAUGCGUUAAAGACGCUGGGUGCGGAGGCAUAGGGUAUCUAGAUAUCUUGAGGAUACUGGGAAGAUUGUAUAUAUGAAGGUACAGUUUGAUCAUGGAGUGAAAAGAAUAUUAUACCCGGUUGUUUCUCCCAUACCUGAUGUUUUUGCCCCU